AGAGAAAUAAUCGUGCUGGGGCGGCUAUAUCACCCCCGUCUCGUGCACCUGCACGGCUCCUGCAUGAAACGCGGCGAGGCUCUGCUCGUGUACGAGCUCGUGACGGGGGGCAGCCUUGACAACGUGCUGCUGGAAAGUGCGAGCGGCAAGCGCUCCUUCAGCUGGGACAUGCGGCUGCAGGUGGCGGUGGACGUGGCAGAAGGCCUCGCCUUCUUGCAUGGAAGCAGGCUCAUUCACCGCAAUCUGAAAGCCUCCAACGUGCUGCUCUCUCCCGAGUACAGUGCAAAGCUGACAGGGUUUGGGAUGGUACGAGCUGGUCCUGAUAGGCAACUGCAUUCGACAGUAUCAACUCGCAUCAUGGGCACUCAAGGCUACAUCGACCCUGCUUACAUGGCGACAGGUCGUCACGAGCAGCAUAGGUCGUUUGAUUGA
Molecule: messenger RNA, 432 nt
Organism: Closterium sp. Naga37s-1
Lineage: Eukaryota; Viridiplantae; Streptophyta; Zygnematophyceae; Desmidiales; Closteriaceae
Source: the annotation of a GenBank genome assembly